AUGGCAUCGUCUACCCAGCAUCAACCUGAGCAGAAGGAUCACUGGUCAGCGGAGGCCUACGAGACAUCCGCAGCCUUCGUUCCCAAGUUGACCCAGACACUCCUGAAAUACCUAGACCCACAACCAGGCGACAGAGUGCUCGACGUUGGUUGUGGAGAUGGGAAGUUCACGGACCUCUUCCUGCCCUACGUCGGCAAGGUAGUCGGCGUGGACUCCUCGCCGUCCAUGAUCGAGUCCGCGAAUAAAGACUACGGUGGGGAGAAAGUGGACUUUCGCGUCUUGGACUGCAGCUAUUUGGAACAGGAUAAGGAGGUGGCGGAUGGGAGUUGGGAUAAAGUGGUAUCUAACGCUGCGCUUCAUUGGAUUCUGCGGAAUGAGUCGACCCGUGUUUCAACUCUGAAGGGGGUCCAUGCGAGCCUGAAGCAGGGUGGUAGGUUUGUCUUUGAAAUGGGCGGGCAUGGAAACGUUGCUGAGGUCACCACGGCUCUCAUGUAUGCGCUUGUUCGCCAGGGGGUUCCGAUUGAGAAAGUCAGGGAGGUGUAUCCCUGGUUCUUCGCUUCGGAGACUUGGAUGACGAACGCACUGGAGGGAAUUGGUUUUAAGGUUAUUAAGAUGGAGACUGAAUACCGCCCAACCCUGCUUACGAGUUCGGCCAAUGGCGGUCUCGCAGGCUGGGUGCGACUUAUGGGCGCUAAUUUCUUGGAUAUCCUAGCUCCAGAGCAGAGAGAAGAAGCCGUUCACGAGAUCUGCGAGGUCUUGCAGACGGGCGUGACUCGUGCUGAAGAUGGGAGCCAGUGGCUCGGAUAUGUUAGGCUCAGGGGGAUUGCUGAGAAGCUUUAA
Messenger RNA from Aspergillus puulaauensis, 840 nucleotides. RefSeq names its product class I SAM-dependent methyltransferase. The transcript is spliced from 3 exons. The coding region runs from base 1 to 840 and encodes 279 amino acids. Gene Ontology annotation, molecular function: S-adenosylmethionine-dependent methyltransferase activity. The record is from RefSeq and is a predicted model, not a curated record. Lineage: Eukaryota; Fungi; Ascomycota; Eurotiomycetes; Eurotiales; Aspergillaceae.